This is a messenger RNA of Paramuricea clavata, 282 nucleotides long. Lineage: Eukaryota; Metazoa; Cnidaria; Anthozoa; Malacalcyonacea; Plexauridae. The record is from the annotation of a GenBank genome assembly.
AUGGAUAAUCUCAGUAAGUGUGAAAGAAGAGCAAGAGCAUAUUUAAAGAAAAACACGAGUUACUGGGAUGAUGAAAUAAAAGCAAAAAGGGCAAGACAGAGGCUGACUGUUGUAUCUAGCUGUACCAAUAAUGCAAGUGAAACGAAUAGUGUUGACAUUGAUAGAAUGACAGCACUAGAAAUCAAACAACACUUGAAUGGCUUGGGUAUUACAACACGUCUUAGAAAUAUCAACAAACUCCGCGAGUUAUUGGAAAAUGUUUUGUUGGAAAUUUCCGAGUAA